Messenger RNA from Drosophila yakuba, 1734 nucleotides. RefSeq lists its product as uncharacterized. The transcript has 2 exons. The record is from RefSeq and is a predicted model, not a curated record. Bases 1 to 1461 code for a protein of 486 amino acids. NCBI's taxonomy places the organism in Eukaryota, Metazoa, Arthropoda, Insecta, Diptera, Drosophilidae.
AUGCAAUGUAUUCCAAACCUUUGUAAACAAAUUGCUGAUUAUUGGACACGCUAUGAUCGAAAGAAAUCGUCAGUACUCAAAUAUAAGUCUGAUUGGCUGAAUCAAAACGAAUCAAUUCCAGUGAAAAACAUCUCUAAAAAAUAUCAGCAAAGGGUACAAAGUCCACAUCGUGGACGUCAAAAACUUGAUUUUGAGGAAUCCUCGGCGAGAACAAAGCGACGGCGUAUAGCUCAUCUGGCCGAAUUAGACGAAUCUGCUAUUUCUUCGUUACGCACUGAAUGUGAAAUGAAAAAUAUAUUGCCAGCAGAUCCCGAUGAGGUAAUUUCGCUAUUAAUGGAGACCGCUAUGUCUAAAAACCAAUAUUUGCUUAUCAGAAACUUCGUGAACAGCAAAAUAUCCUUUGAUUUUUUUCCAUGCUAUAAACGUAUAUUAAAUUCAAAGAAAAAGAGAUACCCUGAAAACAUAUCUGUAGACGAAUCUCACGCUGAAGUUGAAUUACAAAGUUUAUUAGAUAAUACAGCGUCGAGUAUUUUAGAGCUACAGGCUAAUGUUGUGGAAACAGUCAAUGACGAUUCUAUUGAAAAUUUGGUGUUAAUUGGAAAAUGGGGAUUUGAUGGAAGUACAGGUCAUAGUGAAUACAAACAAAAAUUUUCCAAUAAUGAUUUAGAUGACAAAAGCUUGUUUGUGACAUCCUACGUACCACUUCAACUUAUUUCAAAAUCUGGCAAUAAAAUAAUUUGGAAAAAUCCCAGGCCCUCCUCAACGCGUUACUGCAGGCCAAUACGUUUCCAGUUCCAAAAAGAGACAAGUCAACUUUCUAUCAAUGAGGAGAGAUAUUUUAAAGAGAAAAUAAACCUUCUAAAGCGGUCAGUGAUUUUUAUUCAUAAUAGAAAUAUAAACGUUGAACAUAGUUUACAACUGACUAUGGUGGAUGGAAAGGUAUGCAAUGCCUUAACUGAGUCAUCUUCUGCCAAAUGUUACAUUUGUGGUGCAAAUCCAAAAGAAAUGAACGAUUUGGACAAAUGCUUAAACAAAGUUGUAAACAAAGAACAUUUCGAGUUUGGUCUUUCUCCCCUUCAUGCAAAAAUACGCUUCUUUGAAUACUUUUUACAUAUAUCUUACAAGUCCUCCGUCAAGAUGUGGCAGGUGAGAGAUCCGGAAAAAAAAUUGGAAGUAAUGAAAAGAAAGCAAAAAAUUCAAAAAGAAUUUCGCGAAAAAAUGGGAUUAAUAGUUGACAAGCCCAGAGAUGGGGGUAGAGGAUCAUCAAACGACGGAAAUGUCGCUAGAAAAUUCUUUUCUAAUCCAAAAUUGGCAUCUGAUAUUACAGGAAUAGAUGAAAACUUGAUCCAUCGUUGUGCCACUAUACUUCAAGCUAUUGCAUCGGGCUACAAAAUUAAUGCCAAGAAAUUUAAUGAAUACGCUUUAGAAACUGCCAAGCAACUGACAAAAAAAUAUUCAUGAACAUGCAAUUAUAUCAAUUGGAGAGCUUUCCGAGGAAGCUGCGGAAUCAAACAACAAAGAAAUUAAAAAAUGUAGACUUUAUCACAGCCGGAAAAUGUCACGGAUUAUUACAAACACCGACAUUUUGAAUGCACUCCUUCUACGCUCCGAUCCGUUUAUAACCGGACAGAGGGACCUUGAGAAAAAGGAUAAGUCAACUUUGCUUGAAUCUGUUUAUAGUUUGCUAGAGGAAACAUUGUAAAAUUAAUAAUAAAGUAUUAAAUUAAUUUCUAA